UUGUCGAGUGAAGAUACCUCAUUCAUUCAAGAAUAGAACAACACCACCCUUUGCACUGCUGCUCAGCUGUGACUGCAAGAAAUCCACUGUGAUGAACUAUCAUACUCAGCCAAUUAGUGCCCCUCCCUAAUGUCUCUUGGGCACAACAAUAUCUUCCAGUAAUCAAUAGCAACUACCAUUUAGGAUGUAAUGAUGCUUAGUAUCUGAUGCAGCUACUGUGUGGUUAUACAGAGGAUGCAACAGGAUGGGUGCAUGUUGUGGAUGAGCUCUCUUUCUGUGCUUUAAGAAGAGAGACUGUCAUACUCCAAAGUGCUGCAGGAAAAAAGAGCUUGUUCUAAAAGUUUGGUGAUGGGAGAGAACAGAGGGCCUAAUCCCGUUCAGACACUAUUCCCCAUUCAAAAGGUGCAAACACUGAAGUCUGGAUGGCUGAAAAAAAGGAGAAAUAUUAUGAAGAACUGGCAACAUAGAUGGUUUGUCUUAAGAGGACAGGAGCUGCGAUAUUACAAAGAUAAAGAGGAAGGCAAAUUGCAGGGCUGUAUACCACUUCUGGGAUUCCAAGUGCUCGAAGUCAAUUCUCAGUCAGAAGAGACCAACAGAUAUCUGUUUGAAAUUGUCCCAGGUGACAAAGUGACAGUAAAUCAUGAAACCUUUCUUCUUAUGGCCAAUUCACAUCAUGAGAUGGAGGAUUGGGUGAGGGCCAUACGCAAGGUCAUUUGGGCUCCAUUUGGUGGAGCAGUUUUUGGACAGAGGCUAGAAGAAGCAGUCAACCUGGAGACAAGCCAUGCUCCCCUCGUGGUCGAACAGUGUGUAGAUUUUAUACGUGAGAAUGGGUUGCAAGAGGAGGGACUAUUCAGAUUGCCAGGACAAGCCACACUUGUAAAAGAACUUCAAGACGCCUUUGACUCUGGAGCCAAACCAACAUUUGAUAAGAAUACAGAUGUACAUACAGUAGCAUCACUCCUCAAACUCUACUUGCGGGAACUACCAGAACCUGUGAUCCCAUUUAGCAGAUACCAAGACUUCUUGAGAUGUGCACAUACUUUGUCAAGGGAUCAAGAAGAGGGCACACAGGAAAUAUGCAUUUUGAUCAAAGGUCUGCCUCCUGUCAACUACAAUCUUUUGAAGUACAUCUGUAGUUUCCUGGAUGAAGUUCAGUCUCAUUCAGACACCAAUAAGAUGAGUGUGCAGAAUCUAGCCACUGUUUUUGCUCCUAAUAUCUUAAGACCAAAACUACAGGACCCAAUAGCUCUCAUUGAAGGAGCUUCUUUAAUUCAGCAUCUUAUGACUAUUCUGAUCCGUGAGAACCAGAGGAUUUUUCAAGCAGUUUCUUCUGACUCUCCUGCUCGUGAAUCUGUACAACAGAUUGACACUACACAAUGUAUUCAAGAUGCAGGUACAGCAAAGUUUCAGUCCUUGGAGCCAAUUCUUUAUGGGAACCAUGAACAAACGCGAGCAAAAAGUCAGAUAUUUGCCAACUGGAAGGCAUCGUUCAUGUUAUCCAGUAGUAAAUCCGUUUUCUCAAGUUGUGAUUCUUCCAACCAACCACCAAGUGGAUCGUGGCUGCAAAAUGGUUUUUCUUCCCUCCGCAGCCAAAGAGAAAAGGAUUCUGCCAAAGCACAACGAUUGUCAUCAUAUGAUAAUGUCCCAUCAUGCCUGCCAUCACUGCCUAGCAGUAACUGGUCCUCAUUCAGCAAUGUCUCCUUGAAUGACUCUUUGGCCAGCUGCCAAGCUUGUGAUGGGAGCCAGGUGUCUCAAGGUUCAGGAUCUGCAUGGCACUUGUCCCUAUCAGAGAGUGAAAGACGUACCUUGCCACUGGCCAGCAGUAUAGAGAGACUUGAGCUGUGUGUGAGCAGCAGUGGCCAAAGUGAUACUACAUUGACCUCGGAUUCUGGUGAGGUCUGGAAUACAUGUCACAGGAUGGUGACAGAGUUGAAAGAGCAGUUAGCCAAGCAGCAAGUUGAGUAUGAGAACAAAAUGACAAGUUUGGAAAGAUCAAGAGCUGAAGUGCUUGUCCAAGUCAGAAGCCUUCAAGACAAACUGGAGCAGGAGAAGAAUCGUUGCACUUUGCUUGAAAUCAAACUGAGAAACUCAGAGAGGGGGCGUGAGGAUGCAGAAUUCAGGAACACUGUAUUGCAGAAAGAGAUGGAAGAAUUCUUUCAGACUCUGGGAAACCUAUCUCAGAAUAGGACCUCAAAGUAUCCAAAUAAAGAUUACAUAUAAAAGGCGGGAAAUUUAAGAACCUUGAUAUACACAUGAGAUAUUUGCCAAGAAUAUGUCAGAACUCCACAUGAGUUAAGUUUAAAAAUAUGCAUUAAGACCAAAUCUCAGGGAGCCUAUUAAAACACCGGAAAUGAGAUUUAAAAUCAUGUGUAAACCAUAUGCAAAGAACCCGAACAAAUAGCACCUUCUUAAGAGAACUCCUAACUCAUUUCUUGGAUUGAAAACAUUUGAACCACUCUACUUUUUGCACAAUACCCUUAAGUGCCACAGCAUCCCCAAAAUAUAAGGGAAAGCCAUUCUAGCACUAGUAUUAUCUGUUAUACUAAUUAUGCAUGUCAAUUAUUCAUGGUGACAAUGUAUGUAAAGUUAAAGAUAUAAGAGAAACUAAGUAUCUGUAGCAUUAAAAACACAGAUGGGA
Xenopus laevis (African clawed frog) is the source of this 2638-nucleotide messenger RNA. It is a transcript of the gene arhgap22.L, whose product is annotated as Rho GTPase activating protein 22 L homeolog. The transcript has 11 exons. Gene Ontology annotation, molecular function: GTPase activator activity. Gene Ontology annotation, cellular component: focal adhesion. The coding region runs from base 349 to 2220 and encodes 623 amino acids. Gene Ontology annotation, biological process: signal transduction; regulation of small GTPase mediated signal transduction. Lineage: Eukaryota; Metazoa; Chordata; Amphibia; Anura; Pipidae. The record is from RefSeq and is a predicted model, not a curated record.